AUGCGCUUACAAGCAGACAACAGCAAUUGUGAAAACAAUGACUUAAGAGAAUUUGCUGAUUGGAUUUUAAGCAUUAGAGAUGGCAGGUGUGGAUCAUCUAUAGAUGGUAUUGAUAAGAUAAAGAUCCCAGAUGAUAUAUUGAUAUAUGAUUGGGAUGAUCCUAUUAGUUCGAUAUGUAAAGCAACUUACCCUGAAUUAUUUUGCGGUUCAAGUUGUGUUUCAAAUGUAAAAGACAAAGCCAUCCUCGCACCGACACUACAACUGGUGGAUGAAAUCAACAACAAUAUGAUUAGUUUGAACCCAUUCGAAGCUCGGACUUAUUAUAGUUCUGAUACAGUUUCUGAAUCUGAAACAAAUAACGAUAUUUUGGCAUCAAUUCACACACCAGAGUUCCUAAACACUAUUAGAUGCUCAGGAGUACCAAACCAUGAGAUAUUUGUUAAGAUAGGGACACUAAUCAUGUUACUAAGAAACAUAGAUCACUCAGUAGGUCUAUAUCUUCGAACCAAGAAAAGAAAAACUCAAGAAGAAUAUGCAGAAAGUUAUGGUGCUUGUGAUGACGUUGAAAGGGAAUUUGAUGAGAUUGAACGUAAUGAGAUACGACAACAACAAGCAUCAAGAAUUCCAGCACCUAUCUCUAGAAAGGGAGUUGGAAAACAACUCAAGGGACUACAAUCCUUUUUUCCACCGGCAGCAACACCUGGUGCUCAACCAAGUAUUAAAAGUGUUCUCCAAAGCAAAGAAAUUGUGGAGAAGUGUGAUAUUGCUAUUGCAAGAUGGAUGAUGGAUGCCUCUGUGCCAUUCAAUGCGGUUAAUUCAGCUUAUUAUUAG
Messenger RNA from Arachis ipaensis, 831 nucleotides. Lineage: Eukaryota; Viridiplantae; Streptophyta; Magnoliopsida; Fabales; Fabaceae. The record is from RefSeq and is a predicted model, not a curated record.